Messenger RNA from Dendrobium catenatum, 1556 nucleotides. Its product is annotated as O-fucosyltransferase 9. Lineage: Eukaryota; Viridiplantae; Streptophyta; Magnoliopsida; Asparagales; Orchidaceae. The record is from RefSeq and is a predicted model, not a curated record.
CAAGUUCGGGGACAUCUUUGAUGAAGAUCACUUCAUCAGAACUCUAAGCGAUCAUGUUAGAGUGGUCAGUGAACUUCCAGAGGAGAUGCUGCAACGCUUUGACAAUAAUAUAAGUAGCAUAGUUAACAUGAGAACAAAGGCUUUAUCAUCAAAAACGUAUUACUUGCAGAAGGUUCUUCCCAGGUUGUUAGAGUUGGGGGCUGUUCGUAUUGCACCUUUCUCAAAUCGAUUGGCUCAAUCUGUUCCAUCCAACAUACAGGCUUUGAGAUGUCUAUCAAAUUUUGAGGCAUUACGGUUUUCUGAACCAAUACGACUACUUGCAGAAAAUAUGGUUCAGCGUAUGGUGAAAAAUAGUUCAGCAAGUGGUGGAAAGUAUAUCUCUGUUCAUCUUCGAUUUGAGGAGGAUAUGGUAGCAUUCUCAUGUUGUACUUACGAUGGUGGUCAAAAAGAGAGGAAAGAAAUGGAUAAAGCUCGUGAAAAAAGUUGGAGGGGAAAAUUUAAUAGACCAGGAAGGAAAAUCAACCCAGAGAAGAAUCGAAGGGAGGGAAAAUGCCCACUGACUCCAUUAGAGGUUGGAAUGAUGCUUCGAGGCAUGGGAUUUGAUAACAUGACCUCCAUCUAUGUUGCUUCUGGUAUAAUCUACAGUUCUGAAAAGUAUAUGACACCGCUUCGUCAGUUAUUUCCACUUUUGGAGACUAAGGAUACACUUGCUUCAUCUGAAGAGCUUAUCCCCUUUCAGGGUCACUCAUCACGAUUGGCUGCACUAGACUACACUGUCUGUGCUCAUAGUGAAGUAUUUCUUACUACUCAAGGUGGCAACUUUCCCCACUUCUUGAUUGGAGACCGACGGUUUCUUUAUGGAGGUCAUUCGAAGACUAUCAAACCUGACAAGAGGCGAUUAGUGUUGUCUUUGGACAACCCCAAUAUCAGUUGGGAUAAGUUCAAGCGCAAUAUGCUGGAAAUUCUCCAUCAUAGCGAUAUGAAAGGUGUUGAGUUGCGGAAACCCAAUGCGUCAUUGUACAUGUUUCCAAUGCCCGACUGUAUGUGUCCACACUCAUAAUCAAAGUCUCUUUAUGACAGUGGGAUUUGACAAUGUGCUUGUGAUUCGAUGACAACAAUUGGGCAAUGUUCCAAUGGUUUAAUCCGGUGGUGUUGUGACUGUGUUGGAUGGGCAAUGGUCUGAUGACAGUUGUUGGGCGGCGCUCCAACGAUGGAAGUCAGGCAGUGGUCUGACAAUGAGUCGGACGAUGACAAUUCAACGACAAUAGUUCGGAAACAACGAUCAGGUGGUGUAUGGUCGAGGUUAGGUUGUGCUAUGAUGAUAACAGUAGGAUGGUGAUUCGAUGUUGGUACUUGGGUGGAGCUUCGUAAUUCUUAGAGCCUUUGAGCUCUCCUGAAUGUCAAGCAAAUGUCCUCUCUCCAUUUCAUGUGAAGUGUGAGGGCUUUUUUAUAAAUUUUUAAGAGUGGUAUGCCUUAUAAAUAUAGCAAAAAUCUAGAACACUCUAUUAGACAAUUUAUAUUAUAUCUCUCUUUCAUAAAUUGUUCUUUUAGUAUUU